AUGGGAGAGAACAAUGACAGAGCACAAAAUCUAACAAGAGUGAUAGAAUUCAUUCUUCUUGGCUUUCCAAGAUCUCAGUAUCUACAGAUGUUUAUCUUCAUGUUUUUUCUUAUCACGUACAUUCUGACACUUCUGGGAAAUGUGGGCAUCAUCAUUCUAGUAAUAACAAAUUGUUGCCUUCAUAUUCCCAUGUACUUCUACCUUUGCAAUCUCUCCUUCCUAGAAAUAUGGUACACAACGGCUUCUAUCCCUAAGACCCUUGCCAUAUUUCUGAGAAGAAGCAGAAGCAUCUCUUUCAUUGGCUGCAUCCUUCAGAUGUACUUUGUGUUUGCUUGUGGGUGCACAGAAUAUUUCCUGCUGUCUGUCAUGGCUUACAACCGAUAUUUGGCCAUAUGUUACCCCCUGCACUACAGCACCAUCAUGGAUGGCCACCUCUCUAGCAAGCUGGCAGCUGGUUCUUGGCUGUGUGGAUUUGUCAUUAUUUUUAUACCAACCUUUCUGAUCACAAGAUUGUCUUUCUGUGGGCCCAAUGUGAUCAAUCACUUCUACUGCAACAUUGAUGCUUGGAUAGUUCUUUCUUGCACCAACACCUAUGACAUUGAGAUGGCAGCUUUCAUCAUAUCCAUCAUUGUCAUCUUGGGCUCCUGUGUGAUCACAUUUCUUUCCUACAUAUACAUCAUCAUCAUAUUACGCAUUCCUUCUGUGCAAGGACAGCAAAAGGCCUUCUCCACAUGUUCCUCCCAUCUUGCUGUAGUGAUAAUUUGGUAUGGCUCCACCAUUUUUCUCUUUGUCAAACCUUCUAAAUGGACAUGUUUAGAAAUGACCAAAAUAGUCAACAUCUUGAACACAAUUGUGACUCCAUUACUGAAUCCUUUCAUCUACACACUAAGAAAUAAAGAGGUGAAGGAUGCAUUUAGAAGUUCAUUGUACUGGGGUACAAGAAAAAACAUGUGUCAUAUAAUAUGA
Messenger RNA from Rhineura floridana, 966 nucleotides. Its product is annotated as olfactory receptor 6F1-like. Bases 1 to 966 code for a protein of 321 amino acids. The transcript is spliced from 2 exons. Gene Ontology annotation, molecular function: G protein-coupled receptor activity; olfactory receptor activity. The record is from RefSeq and is a predicted model, not a curated record. Gene Ontology annotation, biological process: G protein-coupled receptor signaling pathway. NCBI's taxonomy places the organism in Eukaryota, Metazoa, Chordata, Lepidosauria, Squamata, Rhineuridae. Gene Ontology annotation, cellular component: membrane.